AUGACACGAUUUUCUCCGUUGGAUGAAGAUGCCGAAUUACAUAAUAUUAUCAAAAAAGUACAAACUCAUUCUCGUAAUCAUUCAAAAUCUUGUUUAAAAUAUCAUAAAACUUUGUGUCGAUUUGGAUUUCCGCGACCUGUUGCUCGACGGACUUUUAUAUGUGAGCCAAUAAAAGUUGAUAAUGAUGAUGAAAAACAACAUACAUGGAAUGCUAAUAUGGAUAUUCAAUUCGUACUUGAUCCAUAUGCCUGUGCAAAAUAUCUUAUGUCGUAUACAACGAACCCACAACAGGAAAUGAGUUUAUUAUUAGAAGCAAGUCAUAAAGAAUGUCGUGAAGGAAAUAUAUCAGUACGUGAAGAAAUGAAAAAAUUAACAGGUACAUUUUUUUAA
Messenger RNA from Rotaria sp. Silwood1, 390 nucleotides. Lineage: Eukaryota; Metazoa; Rotifera; Eurotatoria; Philodinida; Philodinidae. The record is from the annotation of a GenBank genome assembly.